Aspergillus glaucus CBS 516.65 is the source of this 822-nucleotide messenger RNA. RefSeq lists its product as uncharacterized. The transcript has 2 exons. The coding region runs from base 1 to 822 and encodes 273 amino acids. The record is from RefSeq and is a predicted model, not a curated record. Gene Ontology annotation, molecular function: ATP binding; protein kinase activity. NCBI's taxonomy places the organism in Eukaryota, Fungi, Ascomycota, Eurotiomycetes, Eurotiales, Aspergillaceae. Gene Ontology annotation, biological process: protein phosphorylation.
AUGCGUGCACCAACAGAUUUCCAGAAACCGCCGGUGCCUUACAUCAAAGGCUGGAAGUUCACAGCUCAAUCUCACAUUUCUCCUCCUUCUACACCAGUGACCAGGGGCUGUUGCCAGAAUAAAGCAAAAGGCAGAAAGGAGAGAAGUACUCUCAACCCAGUUAAAAGGUGCUUGAAGCAUCCACCACUACUUGGCAAGACAGAACCAUACACUACUGACUUGGAGAUUCUUGAUUUAUUGAGAGUUGGAGAUGGCUGCAAUGCGCAAGUCUUUAAUGUAAAUAUCCUUGGAACACAAUCACUCUCAACUGGCAGUUACUUUCAACUGGCUGUAGCCAAAACUUAUGACCCUCUGUACUAUAAUAAGGAUGAAGGCUACCUGAACCCGUUUCUUUGUGUUGACAGGAACUAUACCCAUGAAGUCCAUGCAUACAACCUUCUCACUGAAUUUCAAGGUGACCUUGUACCCAAGUACGAGUCUUCCAGAAUCCAUCGCACAGUUCGACUGGUUCUCAUCGAAUAUAUCGAAGGCACCACAAUGCUUCAAGCCAAGCCAGGGAAGAUUCCGCGACAUGAGCGCCAGCAGAUCAUGAAAUCAAUCAUUGAUUUUGAAACGCGGAUCUACAAAAAGAUCGAUAUAGGGCUCAUGGAUCUAAGCCCGCAGAAUGUGAUUAUAAGACCUGACUCCCUUGUCUUUAUUGACUUUGAGCAUGCGGUAUUCAAUCACAAACCAGAUGAUCCAAUCGCUCAAAAAGUGGAUAUACUUCCUGGGCAGUAUAUUUCCCCACUUAUACGGUGGAAGAAAAAAAACCAUGGCCUUUGA